Hylaeus volcanicus is the source of this 1684-nucleotide messenger RNA. RefSeq names its product beta-1,3-glucan-binding protein-like. Gene Ontology annotation, molecular function: hydrolase activity, hydrolyzing O-glycosyl compounds; carbohydrate binding. Bases 131 to 1525 code for a protein of 464 amino acids. Gene Ontology annotation, biological process: carbohydrate metabolic process. The transcript is spliced from 8 exons. NCBI's taxonomy places the organism in Eukaryota, Metazoa, Arthropoda, Insecta, Hymenoptera, Colletidae. The record is from RefSeq and is a predicted model, not a curated record.
CUGUACGCAGGUCAGUGCAGCAUCGACAGUUCACGGUACGAGACAUAUUUUUUUAUUCUUUCUUCAACCGUGUAUAAUUUCGUCGUUGUUAACUCGUUUUGCAUUAAAUAAAUUGUCAAUUGCAGAAAAUAUGUUUAACUGUAACGUAUCCAUUGCAUUUUUUAUUAUACUUCUUUUAAAAGUUGAAAGUUUCGUUACAUUCGGAAAUUGUUACGUCUUACCUGAACCAACAUUUGAAAUUUUAAAACCGAAGGGAAUUCGAAUAUCGAUACCAGAUGAACGAGGACUAAAAUUUUUCGCGUUACAAGGAAAUGUAAACAAAAAUAUUGCGCCCAACGAAUUAGGAGAUAUAUCAGGUGAAGUGUACAAAGAAACAGAUGGAAAAUGGAGCUUUCGAAAGGAAAAUAUAAAUUUAAUGAACGGAGAUGUCAUACAUUACUGGAGUUACGCGCAAGUUGAUGGAAAAACAUAUAGAAAAACAGAUCAAACAUGGACAGUUAUUUCCGAAAAAGGAAAAACUCAAAACAAAAGUACAGAAAAGUAUGAAACAUCUGCCGGUGAAUUAUUAUUGUUUAAUGAAAAUUUUGAUUCUUUAAAUGAAUCAGUUUGGCAGCGUGAGAUCAGAUUCCCUUUGGAUCCUGAUUACGAAUUUUGCGUGUACCACAAUGAAUUUCAUCAAACUUUGGUACAAGUUGCAAGUGGGAAACUUCGUAUUAAACCAGUGAUUUUAGAAGAUCUAUAUGGUGAAGAUAUAACUGCAUAUGGAAGAAUGCAACUUGGUGGUUGUACCAGUAUAAUUCCAGCGGAAUGUUCGCGAAAUGCCACAGCCUUCAACAUAUUACCACCCAUUAUAUCCGCCAGAUUUACUACAAAGAAUAGUUUUCAUUUUCGGUAUGGUAAAAUUGAAAUAAGGGCAAAAUUUUCAGAAGGUGAUUGGCUGUACCCAGAAAUGUGGCUGCAGCCGAAAUAUGACGGCUACGGUCCAGGAUAUUCCAGUGGACGCGUCAUCCUUGGUCUUGCUCGUGGAAAUGAUAAUUUAAUUAAUACCACUAAUCAAAAAAUCUUCGACUCGAGAAAAUUGGACUUUGGGUUUAGAGCUGGCGCAAAUACACACGUCGACGAUUACAUGGUUUCUAAAAUUUAUAAAAAUGGUCAACGAUGGACGAAAGAUUUUCAUAUUUACACAACAAUUUGGAACAGUGAUGGAUUUCAAUUUCUAGUAGAUAAUCAAGAAGUUGGUAGAUUAAAUCCUGAAGCAAAUGGGUGGUUAAAUAAUACUGCUUUCGAUAAAAUGGCGCCUUUCGAUCAAGAGUUUUACAUUACUAUCGGACUUGGAAUCGGUGGUAUACGCGUUUUUCCCGAUGGAACAAUUAGUUCAGGCAAUCCAAAGCCAUGGAGAAACGUCGAGGCAAAGGCGAUGUUAAAAUUUUGGCGCGCAAAAAACUUCUGGUUACCGACUUGGAAAAGAGAAAGUGGUAAAAUGACCAGUUUCGAAAUUGAUUAUAUUCGUGUGUGGUCAUCUUAAAAGAUAUGCAAAUAGGAAAUAAUACAUAUGUAUAUUUUUGUAAAACUUAUGUUAUGUGAACUUUUUGUUAGAAACAUUUAUAAAAGAAAAAACACUGAAAUAAUUUUUACAUAAUUUAUUUAAUUGUAUGCUAAAAUACAGCUAAUAUUAUAAAUUGUU